CUGCGGUGGACACAAACGGACUAGGAUGCAAAGUGCCAUGUUCCUGGCCGUCCAGCACGACUGCGUACCCAUGGACAAGAGCGCAGGCAGCGGCCCCAAGGGCGAGGAGAAGCGGGAGAAGAUGAAGCGGACGCUCUUAAAAGAUUGGAAGACCCGUUUGAGCUACUUCUUGCAAAAUUCUUCCACUGCUGGGAAGCCCAAAGCUACCAAGAAAAGCAAACAGCAAACUUUUAUCAAACCUUCUCCUGAGGAAGCACUGCUGUGGUCCGAAGCCUUCGACGAGCUGCUAGCCAGUAAAUAUGGGCUUGCUGCAUUCAGGGCAUUUUUAAAAUCUGAGUUCUGUGAAGAAAAUAUUGAAUUCUGGUUGGCUUGUGAAGACUUCAAAAAAACCAAAUCCCCCCAAAAGCUAUCCUCAAAAGCAAGGAAAAUAUAUACUGACUUCAUAGAAAAAGAAGCUCCAAAAGAGAUAAACAUAGACUUUCAAACCAAAACACUGAUUGCCCAAAAUAUACAAGAGGCUACAAGUGGCUGCUUUACAACUGCUCAGAAGAGGGUGUACAGCUUGAUGGAGAACAACUCUUACCCACGUUUCUUGGAGUCAGAAUUUUACCAGGACUUGUGUAAAAAACCACAGAUCACCACAGAGCCCCAUGCUACAUGAGACGCAAGGGGGAGCCCCAAAAUAAGAGGACAUUUUAUUCUCUCUCCUAAGAUGGAAGGCUGUGACCUGCCAAAAGACUGACCUUGAAUUCAGCCUGGGUGUUCAGGAAACAUCACUCAGAACUAUUGAUUCAAAGUUGGGUAGCAAAUCAGGAAGCCAAAACCAGAAGCUUUGAGAACAGCUUCUCUUGCUGUGUGAAGGACAUAGCGAGGGAACAGUGGUCUGAAUGUGCUGUCCCUCCAUAGAAAAGCAGGAGCAAGGUGAAAGAUACAGUGUAAUAUUGUUGGUCCAAACAUCUUUAAAAUCAAUAGGUCUGGGAUUAUGUGGCCUAGCUAGCUGGCUGUACAUCUUUCCCCGAAUCAAUCCAUGUCACCACAUAGUGGUUUUAGCUCUAGUUUUAGUUUUUCAGUACUAAGUAACAUUCACAUGUUUACUGUGUGCAAGGUGUUAAAGUUCUUAGGACUACAGGUCAUUAGUACUAUUGUAUGGUGUAUCCCUGAAACUAAAAAGGUGUGUUUGAACUGUUAAAGGUGUAUGGAUUGGAAUGAGUGCUACUGUGUAGAAAACUAAUGUGCGUUACGAGUGCCAAAAACUGUCUUGCAGGCAGCUAAACUUUGAAGUGGUCUUUGCAUACUUUUAAUAAAUUUAUUUUGGUAAAAUAAUGUCAUUGAA
Molecule: messenger RNA, 1333 nt
Organism: Nannospalax galili (Upper Galilee mountains blind mole rat)
Lineage: Eukaryota; Metazoa; Chordata; Mammalia; Rodentia; Spalacidae
Gene: Rgs2
Product: regulator of G protein signaling 2
Exons: 5
Coding region: 26-661 (211 amino acids)
Source: RefSeq, a predicted model, not a curated record